AUGAUACAUUUGUCCACAGAAGUUGAUAUGAAUGACUUCCAUCUCCACACGCCAGGUUAUAAAACGAAAUCAAAGAAUAGUCUAUCACAUGAAACGAUACUACCAUCGCACCACGUCUCACCGUCUAAUUCUGACGAUUUAUCAGACAGUAGAAAUACCCAUGCUACUUCUCCACCUUCAUUUGAUUACUACUUUGAUAACAAACAUAAAGAUGAGGGGGCAACCAACUUGUCGCCAAAAUUGAACGAUUUAUUAACAUUUUCUGAUAUCGUUGAGUCUGACCCAAUAUCGAUACCCAAGGAUUACGAGCACCCACACGAAAGUGACGCCAAGUGGCUCUUCAAAGGGUCUGAUAUCAACAAAUCGAUAACUCAACCUCAACUUGUUGCUUCACAGAAUAUACCACAAUCGAUACUACCUAAAGAACUAGAGGACACGCGGAAGGAGUCUAUCGUUAGUACCAGCGAUGUCCAGCAUACGCAUCAACCUCGUAAUGGACUACCAAGAUCAACAACUACUGAAUCAAUACAGAUGGAGCAAUCCAACGUCCACCAAAAGAGAGUUGUACAGAUCAAAAAUCUUGAAGAGCAAGCCACUAGCACAGCCGAGGGAGAAACAUACAAAAUUCUUUACUGCAUGUUAACGGGAAUCAGAGUUGCCGUGAGUUACAAAGCAAUGGGUGUCCGCAAGUUGACGUCUGCCGACUUCAACCAAGUACAAAAAUUUACAUUUCAAGACAAUGAUACCAUCACACCAGCCCUGAAUUAUGAUUUUCGUUUCUAUGAUUACGCCCCACAGGUAUUUCGUUGGCUUCGAGACCAAUUCAACAUUGACCAAGCAAACUAUCUUAUAUCCAUCACGGGCCAAUUAAUAGUGUCACAGAUUAAGUCGGAAGGUAAAUCAGGUUCUUUUUUUUACUUCAGCAAAGACAAAGUGUACCUCAUCAAGACAUUAAGGUACAACGAAUUCAAGUUUUUGCAAAAGAUAUUGGAGUCAUAUGUUGAUCAUGUGGGCAAAAACAAUAAUACAUUAAUUAGUCAAUUUUAUGGCUUGCAUCGGGUCAAAGUGAGAUCAAGUAAAGGCAAGUCAAAGACCCACCACUUUGUGAUUAUGAAUAAUCUUUUCCCGCCCAACGCUAUAUUGAUCCAGACUUAUGACCUAAAAGGAAGCACUGCGGGGAGAUAUACGCAAGUUACAAAGGGGAAGAAAAGCCAUACACUAAAAGACAAGAACUUUUUAGAGUCGAAGGUGAAGAUAAAAUUUGGACCUGAUAACCGAGAAGAGUUUUUCAAACAGUUGGAGUCGGAUGCUCACUUUUUGAUCAAGAAUGGCAUUAUGGAUUAUCUGUUACUUUUAGGCAUAUGCAAUUCUAAAACCGGACACAGUAAUCGAGAACAUAUGGAAGAGUCAACACCCAAGGAACGUUUAAAUUAUUUUUAUCAUCAGGAUGGUGGGAUACAAGCAACUAGUGAGAGCAAUCAACCAUUACCCGAGAUCUACUACCUUGGAAUUAUUGACUGUUUGACCUAUUAUUCGGUAAGGAAACGAUUGGAGACAUUUUUCAGAACUUUUGGACAAUCUAGGAGUGCCAUAUCGGCAGUGCCUCCCAAAGAGUAUGGAUUGAGGUUCCUCAAGUUUAUUAAAGAUGGUACCACACAAGACAAGCUUAAAUGGCAAUGA
Messenger RNA from Lodderomyces margitis, 1680 nucleotides. RefSeq names its product 1-phosphatidylinositol-4-phosphate 5-kinase (gene MSS4). Gene Ontology annotation, molecular function: phosphatidylinositol kinase activity. Bases 1 to 1680 code for a protein of 559 amino acids. The record is from RefSeq and is a predicted model, not a curated record. The transcript has a single exon. NCBI's taxonomy places the organism in Eukaryota, Fungi, Ascomycota, Pichiomycetes, Serinales, Debaryomycetaceae. Gene Ontology annotation, biological process: phosphatidylinositol metabolic process.